GGAAGCGGUUUGAAUAACUUUCCGUGAACAGUUAAGCUCAAUCCCGAAUCCGUUCUCCUGAAGCUUGACACGGACACGGUACUUACAAUACAAUUUUUCUCAAAUGGUAUUGUAAUCAAGUAACGGACCUCCUUCCAUGACAAAACUUUACUUCUGGUGGCUUCUCUAUCCAUUCAAACCGAAAUUGUUAUAUAUCUUCUCGAAUGUUGAUAGUACAGGAUCAAUAUGAGGACCGAAAAACGACAGGAGAAUUUCGAGAAGGACCAUAGCCACCUGCGAGACCGUUUUCUAUGCCUGACCGUCGGCUUGAUCAUCAUAGGAUUCUGCCUUUCAGGAUUAUUGACGACCUCUAGUGACUUUGCAAACAGGAGAACCGAAAUUGAACCACUCUUUUUGUCGAUUCCCAGUCGCGAUACAGCUCGAGAUUUUUCGAAGGAAUUCUCCAAGAGGCCUCAUACCCCCGGAUCCCCACGUGAUGCGACUCUUGCAAAGAGGGUGCUUCAGAUCUUCCAAGACGAACUGGGAAUUUCCCGUAUUGCAGAGUCCAUCUUUCAGGCCGGUUCACCAGAAUCACGUAACGCGACUCUUCGACUGACUGCAAAAGAUCGUGUCAGCCAACCGACUGCUUGGAUAGAUGUUUAUUAUCCUGAUCUUGACACCCCGAAGCAACAGGACGUAGAGGUUUUAGAUCAAUAUGGUCAGACAACGUGGGCUGCAAAUUUAGCUGAGGAAGGAGAUCCCUUGGAUGAAGACGCUUAUAAUUCUCAAAACGAUGUCCCCACUUGGCAUUAUUACAGCGCGGAUGGCAUGGUAGAGGGAAAGCUAGUGUACGUGAAUUAUGGAACCAAGCAGGACUUUGAAGCCCUUCUUUCAGCAGGCGUCAACUUGACUGGAAAAAUUGCUUUAGCUAGAUAUGGGGAAGUUUAUCGGGGCAUCAAAGUCGAGAACGCUCAAUUCUCUGGUGCCAUUGGGCUACUCAUGUAUACUGAUAUCCGUGAUGAUGGGCGCGUCACUGCCCAGAACAAGUAUGCGAUCUAUCCUCAUGGACCUGCCCGAAAUCCAUCUUCCGUCCAGCGAGGGUCUGCGCAUAUGUUGUAUAUAUACCCAGGGGACAUAUCUACACCAGGUUAUCCAGCUUAUCAAAAUGCUUCUCGACAAGAGCCAAGUAACGUUCUUUCUAUUCUAAGUAUUCCUAUCAGCUGGAAGACUGCCCAAGCCUUGAUGGAGGAAAGUGGAAUGUUCAAUGAUUCUAUCAGUAGCAAAGUUGUGCGAUUGAUUAACCGAGUUGACCGCGCUCCCGCCCCUAUAUGGAAUACUAUGGCAGCUAUUCCUGGUCACAUCAAAGAUGAAGUUGUAGUUUUAGGGUGCCACAGAGACGCUUGGAUUUUAGGCGCUGCGGAUCCCGUCAGCGGCACUGUAUCGUUGUUAGAAGUCGUUCGGGCUUUUGGGGCGCUUCUUCGUACAGGAUGGAAACCGCUCCGGACCAUCCUAUUCACUAGCUGGGAUGCAGAGGAGGCUGGCCUAGUAGGAAGUACUGAGUAUGGUGAGGAUUUUGGGGAAUGGCUUUCUCGAUACGCAGUGGCUUAUCUCAACGUCGACAUUUCUGCUGCCGGUCCAAGAUGGCUCAUUUACGGCACGCCAUCACUCAGUGACUUGAUACAACGCACGGCGCAGGAUAUACCCCAUCCUACUGUAAAAGGGAAGACCUUAUGGGACGCCAGGCAUGAUAGAGGCUUCGAGCAUGACUCUGUCGAAGCGCUAGACUCCCGGCCGAACGCGACAGGGAUACAAAUGUUAGGCCUUGGAAGUGAUCAUGCUGUGUUUUUGCUUCGACUGGGAAUUGCAGCAAGCGACCAGAUGUUCAAGGGUGUCACUGAAUUCGAUAUUCCCUACCAUUAUCACUCCAUUUACGACUCUCACAGAUGGAUGCAGAUAUAUGGAGAUCCGGGAUUCCACCGACAUAUAGCAGUCGCAAGGCAUCUUGGACUCAUGACCCUUCGCCUCGCAGACUCGCUGAUACUUCCUUUAAAUAUUUCGCGCGGAGCCUCUGCUUUGGAUGAUUAUCUAACAAGAUUCAACGCCUCCAAAAGCCUUCACGUACUACGUAAAUCUAUCGCUAGACUUCGAGCAGCUUCUGCAGAGCUAGAAGAAGAAAAGAACCAAUCACGACUCAACUUCUUCGACACCAUAGUCGGGAAGUCCCCUUCGUUCAGCUCACGUAUUUUUGGCCCAACAACUCCUGGUUUGUAUGCCAGGCCUUACCAUCCUUACUCCGGCUGGCUCGGGCAGUUUGUGAGCCAGACCUCCUUGAAAUGGUUCGAGGAAGAAAUCUGGCAGGCAUAUAUUCGGGUUGCCAAUGCCAAUAAAAAGUCAAUGAUGUUUGAGCGCGGAUUUCUGUCAGAUGAAGGACUUCCAGAGAGACCAUGGUUCAAAAAUUUGAUUGUUGGGCCAGAUAGAGAACAAGGAUAUGAAGGGACCCCCUUCCCCGCGCUUGCGGAGGCUUUUCAAUCUGGGAACAGUAACCGAGUGGAAUACGAAACGCAGAGGUUGAUGAAUCUUUUAGAGGUGUUGACUGUCAAGCUUGGAUCUUAAUGGCUCUCGUCUCCUGCGUGGUACUGCGAAAGGGAGAUGAAAGGCAAGAGGUCCGGGGAGACCACUUUGGCAGUUCUAAAUAUUGGCGCCUGAAAAUGAAGAAAGUUAGCAGAGCAGUCGGAUUGAGACUGGCGA
Lentinula edodes (shiitake mushroom) is the source of this 2727-nucleotide messenger RNA. RefSeq lists its product as uncharacterized. The record is from RefSeq and is a predicted model, not a curated record. The transcript has 13 exons. Gene Ontology annotation, molecular function: carboxypeptidase activity. Bases 226 to 2592 code for a protein of 788 amino acids. NCBI's taxonomy places the organism in Eukaryota, Fungi, Basidiomycota, Agaricomycetes, Agaricales, Omphalotaceae.